This is a messenger RNA of Solenopsis invicta (red fire ant), 784 nucleotides long. RefSeq lists its product as uncharacterized. Lineage: Eukaryota; Metazoa; Arthropoda; Insecta; Hymenoptera; Formicidae. Bases 265 to 600 code for a protein of 111 amino acids. The record is from RefSeq and is a predicted model, not a curated record. The transcript has 3 exons.
CGCUGAACCGGCCUACACGCGCGCUAUCUCCCUAUCAUUUGUUUUCCGAUGUUAGCGGAAUUUUAGUGCAGAUUGUUUUACGAUACGUAAAGGUGUUGUUGGUGUUGCGUGUGUUGUGUUGCUUCCCAUUGUUCCCAUUUAGCAAGAACGGUUGUGGCGAAGAUAAAGUUGGACAGUCAUGUACCCAAUAAUUUACCUGCCUUACCUUUACAAUCUAUAAAUGAUCUUCGAAAAUUUGAGAAAUACUUGAGAGAGCCAGAAAAUAUGUCAACUACGAUUAAAUAUAUUAGUUUUUAUGGAAGUGAUCCAGAUGAAACAAAAGCAACGAUGAAUGUGAUGAAAAAAUUAAUGUACAACUGUUUGGCAAAAAACAUAAAUUUUAAAGGUCUUGAUCCCAAUUCAUCAAAAAUUCCUCUUGAACAAUGUCAUAUGUGGGACCUAAUUCAAGGUGCUGUGAUGUGUAAUAAAAAAGAAAAUUGUGACAUUAAUAAACUGAAGAGAGCAUGUCAAAAUUGGUUGAAGCAAGCUCCACAUCGGAAGCAAGAAAUUGCAUAUAUUCCUGUUAAGACUCCUGACGCCUCACCGAGAACUCCGUAUUGACGGUAGUAACGUUUCGUCGCGGACAAAAUUAGAGCUAUAGUAGAAACAUGACAGAUUGACGACGAAAUGUUGUGUAUGUCAUUCCAUUAUUAUAUAUUCCAUUGUGAAAAUUUGACUUAUCUCAUAUUUACCAAAUUUGUAAGAAUGGACCGCAAGUAAAGUUUCUUUGAAGUAAUACAUAAAA